Molecule: messenger RNA, 4558 nt
Organism: Triplophysa dalaica
Lineage: Eukaryota; Metazoa; Chordata; Actinopteri; Cypriniformes; Nemacheilidae
Product: retinoic acid receptor beta-like
Exons: 9
Coding region: 424-1749 (441 amino acids)
Biological process (GO): retinoic acid receptor signaling pathway; cellular response to corticotropin-releasing hormone stimulus; regulation of transcription by RNA polymerase II
Cellular component (GO): nucleus; transcription regulator complex
Molecular function (GO): zinc ion binding; RNA polymerase II cis-regulatory region sequence-specific DNA binding; nuclear receptor activity
Source: RefSeq, a predicted model, not a curated record
GAGUAGAGGUGGAGACCCGGCGUGAGGAGGGAUCAUGACACACACAUCACAGCCGCCUCCGUGCACCUGACACAGCGCGUGUCUCACACAAAACUCUCCGUGAGCUCCGUGAGCUCGAAACAAGGAUUUUACUGAAACAUUAAAGCGCCAAAUCAAGUCCGCCGUGCGCGCGUGAAGGAAAGUAUACGUGAUGUCGUCAUCCGGCGCGAUCUGCAGAUAAAUGCAGGACUGAACACAUGUGGACUGGAGUGUCACUGUGACUGGUGUCCCUCGGGCACAGCAAGAGCAUCCUGAGGAUGGAGUUAAAGAAUCCCCAUGUGUUUGCUGUGCAGAGAAGCGAACACAGAUCAUUUCUUUCACCUCUGAGGAAUGAAGAGGGUGAGCUGAAGCCUGGGGUCGUGCUGUAGUUCCACUCUUGUCCAGAUGAGGCGCUACAGGGCGGGAGUUUACCCAUUUCUCUUUCCAUCAGUCAUCAGCUCUCUGAACCUGCUUUCACCAAAACAGACCCUCAAUGUCCCCAGCGCUGGAGGAUGCCCGUCCCCUGUGGCCAUCGAGACUCAGAGCAGCAGUUCUGAAGAGUUGGUCCCGAGCCCCCCGUCUCCUCUUCCUCCUCCACGAGUCUAUAAACCCUGCUUCGUCUGUCAGGACAAGUCCUCGGGGUAUCACUAUGGUGUCAGCGCUUGUGAAGGCUGUAAGGGGUUCUUCCGCAGAAGCAUCCAGAAGAACAUGGUGUACACAUGUCACAGAGACAAGAACUGCAUUAUCAACAAGGUGACGAGGAACCGCUGUCAAUACUGUCGCCUGCAGAGGUGCUUUACUGUGGGAAUGUCCAAAGAGUCGGUCCGCAAUGACCGAAAUAAGAAAAAGAAGGAGAUUCCUAAGCAGCACUUGUGUGAGAGCUAUGAACUGACGGCAGAGCUGGAGAUGAUCAUUGAGAAGAUACGGAAAGCUCAUCAGGAGACGUUUCCUUCUCUCUGCCAACUGGGAAAAUAUACCACCAACUCCAGUGCGGAUCAUCGUGUGCGGUUGGAUUUGGGUCUCUGGGAUAAAUUCAGUGAAUUAGCCACUAAGUGCAUUAUUAAGAUCGUGGAGUUUGCCAAACGUGUUCCUGGUUUUACUGGACUCACUAUCACCGAUCAGAUCACACUUCUCAAAGCCGCCUGCCUCGACAUACUGAUCUUGCGUAUCUGCACACGUUAUACACCGGAUCAGGACACAAUGACUUUCUCUGACGGCCUGACGCUAAACCGCACACAGAUGCACAACGCCGGCUUCGGGCCGCUCACAGAUCUGGUGUUCACUUUCGCCAACCAACUGCUGCCCAUCGAGAUGGACGACACGGAGACGGGACUGCUGUCUGCCAUCUGCCUCAUCUCGGGAGACCGUCAGGAUUUGGAGGAGCCAUCUAAAGUGGAUGAGCUUCAGGAACCUCUACUAGAGGCGCUGAAGAUCUACGUGAGGAAACGCAGACCCAGUAAACCCCACAUGUUCCCCAAAACUCUGAUGAAGAUCACAGAUCUGCGCAGUAUCAGUGCUAAAGGUGCGGAGCGAGUGAUCUCUUUAAAGAUGGAGAUUCCAGGAUCAAUGCCUCCUCUUAUCCAGGAGAUGCUAGAGAACUCUGAGGGUCAGGAUGGACAGAACUCCGCAGAGAGGAGCAACACGGGGAAGAACAGCAGCCCCAAGCCCUCCGCCCCCUCCCCAGAGCCCACCGACAGCUCUGGAGCUGUAUCCUCCAGUGAGGAACCCUAGAACCACGGGCAUGUGGAACCUCAGACUGUCAGAAAAUCCUUUGCACAGUACAGGUGAACUGAAGGUGGACCUCUAAGUCUCCACUGUGUUUGAAACUUUAACCUGCUUUGAGAACAGAUAAUGGCCUAAAGGUGUAAAACAUCACAAACACGACUGAAGAAUCAAAUUCUACUGCUAUCAACGGUUGUGACAGAUGUGAAGCUCCUCAGGUCUACUGUAUGGAUUUCUUCAUGUGCAUGAUAAGCUCUUACUUUGAAUAAGUGAUUCGCACUCUUUCUCUCAUUCUAGCUGUUGCAUAUAUUGUACAUAUCAUCAUAUGGUCAUAUCUCUGUUUCUAUGACAUAUUUAGAGGCGCUUUUUUACAUUGUCUUUAUAAUCGGUCGAUGCGAUACGUCCCGUUUAAAACGGAACUCGACUCCAUGAUACACUUACAGUAUAUAAUUGCACCUAUUUAGAAUGUUCUUGCGUAUAGACAUUAUGGAAGUCUAAUAUUUGACAUUUGUUUGUAUAUUUAACGCUGUUUCGUUUUCUACAUAUAGUGUCAGACUGCUGGGAUUGCACUCGUAAAUUUAUAAUCUGUGGUUUUAGGCCGUCAUAUGGAGGAGCCGACGGGUCGUGUCAUGAUGAACUCUUUCUGCUGCUUUGUUUCACUGCAACAAGUGGAAACAUUUCAUGAGUGUUACUGGAAGAAUGAGGUAAUACAGUUGUGUGUAAACCCAAACCCUUAUGACUUUCUUUCUUCAGAGGAACGCAAGAGAUGUUUUUAAAAACAUGCAGUGGAGACUGGAACUGUCCGCUCUCAAUAAGAGCAAAAAGCAUCGUGUGUGAUGACACAUAAGUGGUCUGUUCCUCACACAGAGCUCUCACCAGGUCUUUUAAAUGGACAGUUCAGUUCCCUUUGGUUGUGUCAAGAGUAUAAAACAGCAUCUCUUGUGUUCCGUACAAGACUGUCAUGAUAUACUGGAUCAACACCAAUUGGCCAAAAACAUCUGCUUUCUAUUCAGUGAUGAUCUGGGUGACUUGUUUUGGCCAUGAUAAUGGUGAGGUUAGAAUCUGAUACUGUGACAGGCCUAAUUCUACAUGAUAAAGAGAAAGAACAUGUGUGAGAGAUUCUCUUCAAAAGAGAAGUGUAUCUAUACACUGUUUGUGUUGUUCAGUGGGUUUUUUUGGAAGGUCUCAUUGGUCUGGUUGACACUAAAUGCACAUGGAGUUGACCAGAAUCACAGAUAAUCUUUAUUUGCAGUAAAUCUACGGGACAUUGCAAUCCUCUGCAGCACGGCUGACAGACUCAUACAGCGAGCAGAUUGUGUUUUUUAUUUCAAGUGAAUUAUCUUGACAGGGUGACGUGACGGCCUUCAGCUCGGAUCAGUGAGUUCUUCAUCACGAGAGCUUUAUAUCAACUGAUCACGACGUUGUUAAAUACCUCUUAUUAAAAUACAAGAGUCUCUGAGUUUCUUUUUUUGGCUGAUUUGUGAUAAAAUUCAGUUUAACACAAAGGCUUCGAAUGUUUUUCUGCGUCAAAAAAUCUUUGGUUCAUAAUCUUGCAUUGCACUUGAACUGAACUCUUGAGAAAACUGUCAUACUACGUGACGUGAUUUAGGGUCCAUAUUUUACUUUUCUUUCGCCUUCUAAGGGUGAUCAUGUUUCUGUCUGUGAACUGUCUGUGUCAUCGUUCACAGUUCACCCGAAAUAAAAAAUCCCCAUGUGUCAUUUUUACUUAAACCUGUAUGACUGAUGUUCUGUGUUUGCAUAAGAUGAAAGGGACUUGGAUGUCCAACUGCAGCAUAAACAUUCCACUUUUGUACUCCAUACAUGGGUUUUCAAUUGAAAUGUUCUUGAAACAAACAUUGACUUUGACAUUAACAGACUUUAGAAGUGAGAAGAUCAGUUCUCAUCUCAUGAAUGUGAAUAAGAUGUAAUGCAGUAGUUUCUUUUCUUACCUCAUGUCAUGUUUUUUCUCAGUGUUUUGUGUUGAAGCUGCAGUGAAUUGAAACCACUCACGAAUGUCUUUUGAACAUUGACCCACAGUUUCCUUAAGCAUUUACAAUCCUCACGUCAUUACGCUGUGAGCUAUCAAUGUUGAAAGGUUUAGUUCACAUUGUAAUAAUAUUCUGUCAUCAUUUCUUUACCCGCUACAAACAAGAAAGACUUAUUUCCGUCAAGCACAAAAGGAGAAUUGUUGAAUAUUUGUCGUGGAAACGAUUGUCCAGGACAUCUUUUAAAGUCUCUGUUUGUGUUUCAUGGAAGAACAGUUAGAACAUGACAGAUCAUCAUUUAUGGGUGGAUUAUUAUUUCAUUAUUUAGGUUAAAUAUCCACAUCAUGUUAACUUUACAUCACCAGAGACUUUCAGAAUCCGAGGUUGAAAUCCUCUUGUAUUGUGUUGAAUGUGAUCUGAGUUUUUACUAAUGAUAAUAUCAUGUUGUCACACUGUCUGCUGAUCUCAAACGGACAUGAUGAAACAGCCCUUUAGAUUUCUUUUCUCAUUUCAAGAACCAUUUGAACUGGAAGCUUGUAAGGAAAUGCAUUGACCUUUUUUACUGAAAGAAUCCUUCACGCUGUUUUAUAAUUGUGUCAUGCUCUUCAGCAUGAGAUUUGCUUGUGUAAUGAACUUACGGACCCGAGGGGCUUGGACAAUGACAAUUCAAGAGCAUUCUGUCCCUCGUCAUCCAAGUUUGUGUCUGUUGAGAACAGAUCUGUUUGUGCGGCUCCUGUUUCACAUCAGUCUUGUUUGUAUAUACCGAUGCUUUUGUUCAUCUCAUUAUCAUCAAACCUUCUGGCAAAACAAUAAAUUGUAUUUAUUUUAAAAUA